Molecule: messenger RNA, 1662 nt
Organism: Ixodes scapularis (black-legged tick)
Lineage: Eukaryota; Metazoa; Arthropoda; Arachnida; Ixodida; Ixodidae
Product: acetylcholinesterase-1
Exons: 2
Coding region: 1-1662 (553 amino acids)
Biological process (GO): acetylcholine catabolic process; choline metabolic process
Cellular component (GO): plasma membrane
Molecular function (GO): acetylcholinesterase activity
Source: RefSeq, a predicted model, not a curated record
AUGCGCCUCUGUUUGGAAUACAUCGCCUCCGUCGUUGUGCUUGCCGUGUGCGUGGGUGCGAACGAUCCACCGGUCGACUUCGUCGUCACCAAGAUCGCAGCCGUGCACGGAACAACGCAACAACACCUCGGGAAGAAGGUGAGGACGUACCUUGGCGUUCCGUACGCGGAACCACCCGUAGGAAGCUUUCGGUUUCGGAAGCCAGUGCCCGCCAAGCAACGUGACAGGAUGAUCUUGGCCACGAGACUCAGUCCAUCGUGCAUGCAGCUGAACGCCGCCCUCCAGGACCUGCCCUGGUUUCACGAUGACAGCAUCCACUCCGAGGACUGUCUCUACCUGAACAUCUGGGUGUCCGAAUGUGUGCCACUCGCCAACGAGACGACGUGUCCUCUAAGACCCGUGCUCUUUUGGAUCCACGGAGGCGGAUUCAGGGGAGGUUCCACGAACAUGGAUGUCUACAACGGGGGGACGCUGGCCGCCUCCGGAGACGUCGUGGUCGUCACGGUUAACUACCGAGUCGGGGUCUUUGGCUUCCUCAAUCUCAAGGGUUCCGACGUCCCUGGGAACAUGGGACUGUACGACCAGCACGUAGCUCUCAGAUGGGUUUACGACAACAUUCACUAUUUCGGAGGGGACCCCAAGCAAAUUGUCCUGUCUGGACAGGACGCUGGGGCCGUCUCUGUGGGUCUCCACCUCAUCUCGCCCCUGAGUCGCAGACUGGUCAAGAAAGCCAUAUUGAUCGGGGGAGCCCCUAACUGGCUCAUCGAUCCAUUAAAUUCAAGCUCGAGCUACGUCAGAGCUCUCAUGCUUGGCAGCUUCUUGUCAUGCGGCGACUCCUCGGCAGCGCAAAGCCCGCGGGUCAUCGCCAGCUGUCUCAAGCAGGCGAAUGCCAAGUCUAUCGCGAAAGCGGAAAGCGAAGUUUUCAAGCAAGCCUACUACACAUUCUGGCCGCGAGACAAAGACGAGCUCGUACCCAUGGACCCAGUGACGGCCAUUGCCCGAGGGCAUGUCCUUCCAGUCGACGUGCUAGUUGGAGUCACCGCCGACGCCGGUUAUUCACAAGGCCUAGCUUUUCAAAGAGCCGUGUUCGACCCCAAGACCUCCACGGGUGUUACCAAGGACCAAGCGGCGCGCAUCCUCAGCGACGCCCUCUUCCUCUUCCCGACAGCGUCUAGAGAAACACUGGCCAACUUCUACUUCGCAAACAAGAGCGAUUCGGACCCAAUUUCUGUCAGGGCUACAUUGGCUCAGGCUAUUGGAGACAUAUUUGUGAACUGUCCUGUUAUGUUCCUCGCCGAGUCUUACGGAGACCGUCCCAUGAAGGCGUUCCUCUACAAGUUUAGCCACCGGCCGUCUUUCAGUCGCUGGCCCGCUUGGUACGGGACAACGCAUUACGACGACGUUCCUUUCCUUUUUGGCGUGCCGCUCAGGCAUCCGGACAGAUUUUCAUCCAAAGAUGUUGCUGUGAGCAAGAUGCUGGUCAAUACUGUCAUCACCUUUGCUACUACUGGGAAACCUAAGCCGACCCCUGACACCGAGUGGCCGCAGUACUCGUCGACUUCGGGUCAGUAUUUGGACCUGAGCACCGGCGGGGUCACUAUGAAGAAGCAUCCGUUUCAACAGUGCGAGUUCUGGAGGAGGUACUACCCGAACACUGUUUAG